Molecule: messenger RNA, 4085 nt
Organism: Phymastichus coffea
Lineage: Eukaryota; Metazoa; Arthropoda; Insecta; Hymenoptera; Eulophidae
Product: protein croquemort-like
Exons: 10
Coding region: 596-2266 (556 amino acids)
Cellular component (GO): membrane; cytoplasm
Molecular function (GO): scavenger receptor activity
Source: RefSeq, a predicted model, not a curated record
AACUGCCACUUCGACCGGGAGUCUAUCGUCAGUUGAGACUUGCCAACGCGACUUACCACGAUCUCGAGCUCCCGCUUAUUUCUUUAAUUUUGUGAGUGCGUGAGUUGCCUUGUGCGCAAUAUUGUCAGGGUGUGUGACUUGUGAUCCGUCGACUGAACGUAAUCUGUGACGCUAGUAGAGGACGAACGCGCUCCUUUGGGGUGUUGCACUACAUAGAGCCACAAACCGGCUCCAUUAGCGUCAUUGCAGCGAGGGUUGCCCCAUCUCUGAUAAGCGUUUGCUUACCCGAAACGUCUCUCAUCCGCCUGUGUUUCUGUUUACGCAUCGUUUGGGCAAGCUUGACGAGAGACGAAGGCAUACGGAGUGGACUAGUGAAGCGUAAAAACGAAGAGCGAGAGAGACAGAAGAGGUGACUGAGUGAAAAAGAAGGAGAAGGGAGAGAAAGCACAGAGGGACAAGGCAGAAAAGUGAUUCUAGUGCGGUCAGUCAUAGUGUAGAAGCAGGGCGCACAUGCUGAGCAGACGAAGAGUGAGGACCGUAGUAGUAGUCGUAGUAAGAAGACAGCGACAGAACUGCCGCCACCACCGUUGCAGUAAUGAGGCCCUGGACGAGCAGGACUAUCGUGCUGGGCAGUAUAGGGCUCACCCUCUUGCUCGUCGGCGCUGCCGUUUACUUACUCAGAAAUAUCCUUUUUCACGCCGUUAUACGUAGCGCAUUAACAUUAUCACCAAAUUCAGGGAGUUACAAAUUGUGGGAAGAUACAGAAUCGAUGCAAACGCAUAUGGAUAUUUACUUUUUCAAUUGGACCAAUCCCGAUGAUCUGAUGGACCCUACCAAAAAACCAAUCUUAGUGGAGCUGGGCCCAUACAGUUUUAGAGAAAGGAGGCAGAAAGUUAACGUAACAUUCCAUCCAGAAAAUAGUACAGUCAGUUAUUUACAGAAACGAACAUGGUUGUUUGAUAGUUCCAGAAGUAAUGGCUCGUUAGAAGACAAAAUUUUACAACUGAACGUUGUGGCGGUGUCAGCAGCUCAUAAAAUUCGAUAUUGGCAAACUAUGAUACAACAAAGUUUAUCAUAUUUACUUAAUCAAUUUUCGAACAAAAUUUAUAUCGUAAAAACAGUCGACGAACUUCUCUUUACGGGCUUUGAAGAUAAAAUUAUUACUAUGGGGAAGAUGUCCGGAUUGGAUGAGGAUUCUCCGCCAUUUGAUAAAUUUGGAUGGUUUUAUAUGAGGAAUGGAUCCACUGAUUUUGAUGGUUACAGCAACGUUGCUACUGGCGAAGAUGAUAUUUCUAAACUAGGAUCUUUAAUGAAUUGGAAUUACAAAGAUACAACGAAAUUUUUCAGUACCCCUUGUAAUGUGAUAGAAGGAAGUGCCGGAGAGUUUUGGCCGCCAUAUAGAAAUAAAGAUGAUAUUCGUCUUUUUACACCAGACAUCUGCAGACCGGUUACCUUCGAAUAUGAACAGACUGUCACUAACAAAGGCAUAGAAGGUUACAAGUUUUCAAUGGGUAAGACAACUCUCAGCAAUAAUACCAGGCGACAGUACCCGCACGAGCAGGCCAAAUAUUUUACGCCGACAACUACUACGGAAGAUUUCUUUAAUGCCGAUCUAACAACUGUGAGGCCAGAAAACGAGAAUGAAGAUCCAGAUGUGGUGAAUGAGGGCCAGUGCUUUUGCAAUGGUGAAUGUUCACCAUCGGGUAUUAUCAACGUAACAUCGUGUCGCUACGGGGCUCCAGGCUUCAUAAGUUUGCCUCAUUUUCAUAAAGGCGAUCCUGUUCUCAGAGAUCAAUUUAUUGGAUUGAAUCCUAAAGAAGAAAGCCAUAGCUUUUACUUGACUUUGGAGCCGACGACUGGCAUUCCAAUAGACGUAGCGGCUAGACUUCAAAUUAAUAUUUUAAUGCAACCAUCAAAAACUGUAGCAUUAUUUAAGGAUGUUCCUACUCUAUACUUUCCAAUGUUCUGGUUCGAUGUUAGAGCUGGAAUACCUGAUGAUAUGGUUGACAGUUUUAAAAUACUUCUAAAUUUGCCGAAUAUUUUAAUGUAUAUCGGACUAGUAUUUAUGUUUGUUGGUUCUCUUGUCCUAUUUUGCGUUGCAAUUAUGGGCUACAUCAGCAAUCGCCGUCGACUCUUACAAAUUAAAGCUGACAAGUCUGAUACUCUUGGAAAAAAAACAGAAAUGGUAUACAUGGAUAAAACAGGAGUCAGCGAGGAUGCCCAAACCAGAGCUGAUCGUCGGUUGUUUCCGUAUCCGAAAAUCUAGUGUAUUGCUAGUAUUUUAACUUGGUUUGUUAAUUUUUUGGAGAAAGACAAUACUUUUUAAUACAAAUUUUAUAUGCGAUAAAAGAUUUAUAAACGAAGCAAAAAUAAGCGUUUACGUGUAACGUUCUGUCUCAAAUGUAAGUGUAGUGACAUUGAAAUUAUGUAUUAAGCUUACGAGCUAUGAACUGCAAUUUCUGAUACAUUCAAAUAUAGUCGUACAUUUACUGUUGUUACAGAUACGCUAUUUUAUUGUUUUGAGCUAAAAGCUGAAACGAGUACCGAAUUAGUUUAGACAAAAUAUAAUUUAACUUACUUUGUAUUGUAAUGCUUUAGUUCUUAAAUUGAAGUUAUGAUAUGAUUCUAUAUAAAUUUUUAAAUCAUGACAAUUUUGAAAUAUAUAAAUUCGAUUAAUUAUAAUCAGACAUUUUAUAAUUAAGUUAUUAAGGAAGUAAAAUACUCUGACGAAAGUUACGUGUGAAUCAUUGUUCCACUUACAUCAAUUUGAUGUAGUAUGUAACUAUUUGUAAUAGUUAAGGAAGAGCCUAAUUUUUAUUUACAGAAGAUCAAUAAGAAAAGUGAUACUAUAAAUAGUUUUUCAGUAAGAAAACUUUAAUAUCCGUGGACCAAGUGUUACUCGAGUAUUGUAUUUUUACAAAUACUACGAAAUAUAUAAGAAUAUGAAUGCUGAUAUGUGAGUCAAUUAGUGUAAAAAUAAUUUUAGUUUGAUUAAUUACAUUUUUUAUUUUCAUAAGUUGUUCAUUGAAUGACGAAAAUAUGGACUAAUGAUGGACCUUAGUUAUGUUGAAAUCAUGUUGAAAUAUUUACGACUUGAAGGACACUGUAAUACCGCGUAAAACCUUGCUUGCAGAGAUUUUCAAUUCUUAUGCUGAAAGUACUGUCACAUAUAAAAUAUUUCACGUACAACUUAUAAUAUCUUAGUAAAAUAGUUGAAUGAUAAAAGAAUACAAUUCUCUAAAAACAGUAACAAGUUACAGUGGCAUUUAAUCGUAAACAUUACAACAUUCAUGGAAGAAUAUUGUUUGGUUAUUUAUAGUUUGUCUCUUAUGUUAAUUUUGAUGUUUUUAAGCACAGUUUCUAUUGUACGAAUCGGAAAGUUUAUUGUAUUGAAAUAUUUGGCAAUGCCACUUAACAGAUCUUGAAGGAUAUAUCAAUUUCCUGUGUGACAACUGUUUCGAGAAGUUAAUCGUGCCUUGAAUUUUGAUAAAGAGUCGAGGUCAAUAAGGUAUAUGAUUUCAAUAUGAGUGACUUGUAACAUAUUGUGCCGUGCCACACAAUGCCAUUUAUAAUAUUAAACAAUUUUGGCAAGUUUUAUAAAAUUUAAUCGUUAAUUUUAUAAAAAUAUUAAAAAAAUGAAAUACUAGGCAUGCUUGAACAGGUUCUUAUUACCUAUUGAUUUGAUUGCCAUGUCAUGUAUGAAAAUGUUGACGUCAAAACUGGCAACUACAGAAAUUCCUUUGUUUAAAUUUUUAUCCAACUAUAUCGAUUACAUAAUAAAGUGUUGCCAAUGUCUACCAUUUGAUAUUGAAAAAUAUCAUUAAUUCUUUCUUGAAUUGCUGAAAAGAUUAACAAUAUUUAAUAAUUCAAUUUAAUAUCGAUAGUUUAUAACAGUUUACUGCAAUUCAAACUUUACGUGGUGAUAUUAAUUUUUAUAAUCAGAAAAUUUUUUAUAUUCUUUAAUCGACUUGAUAUCGAAUGUUAGCCAUCAAAUUUUAUUAAAUAUCUGAAUCGUCUGAAUACAUUAAAUCAAUAUCUUAAAUAACCUUGGAUAUGCAUUUCCCAAUAAAAAAUUAUUCAAUGAA